Messenger RNA from Suillus subaureus, 1005 nucleotides. RefSeq lists its product as uncharacterized. The coding region runs from base 1 to 1005 and encodes 334 amino acids. The record is from RefSeq and is a predicted model, not a curated record. The transcript has 8 exons. Lineage: Eukaryota; Fungi; Basidiomycota; Agaricomycetes; Boletales; Suillaceae.
AUGUCGCCGCUCUCCCAGGCAUGGUCGUUGAUAGUGGUCCUGGCAGUAGCGCUUGUACCCAGAGGCGCCCUUGCGCAGACAUCCAAUGUGACAUGUCUGUCCUCCUUUGGUUGGAUGGACAACAGCCUCCAACAAAGCCCUUGCGUGGUUGCUUCCUAUCUCGAGAGUGUCUGCUGGGGUGGAGAUUUUACAGUCAGUUCUUUACCUCCCGGCACCCAUUAUGCGGCUCCCACGGUCGCUGACGCCAACAAAUGCGAAUGUAGUACAGUGACCUACUCACUAGUUAGCGCUUGCGGUGCCUGCCAGAAUGCCACGUUUCUGAACACGCUUGACUUCACAGAGCCUCGUAGCUGGUCUCAAUGGAACUACAAUUGCUCCCUGGUAUACUUGCAAGAAUAUCCGAAUAACAUUCCGUCUGGCACCGUGGUUCCGAAUUGGGCAUACCUGAACGUGACCACAGCCGGGUUCGAUCUCACCGCAGCGCAAAGCGCUGGAGAUCUCCCGGAAUCCACCGCAACCAGCGUACAAUCUACUGGCUCGGUCACUUAUUCGAGCAGUGUGUCUGCUUCUUUGACCAGUUCUUCGGGUGCAGCCACAGGAUCUUCGACGACAUCAUCAAAAAGUAACGUUGGAGCUAUAGCUGGGGGUGUUGUUGGUGGAUUUGUGGGAGCUGCAGUCAUCAUAGGCCUUGCGACGUGGUACUUUGUCAAACGCCGUCGCUCCGCCACAGCGCCAUCGGCCGCUUUCAGCGACAUUGGCGGAGGUCCAGGCUACACCCAAAGUGUUUACUCUGCUAACCCUCAUCCAUUCCCAAUGCAACCACAAAUGACGCAACAACCGCGUCUCUACGAUCCCUCUGACCCGACCACUUUCCCAGGUUCUCCUCCCUCCCCCACCGUCCUGACCACCGCAUCUAGCAACAUAUACCAAAACCCAUCCAUACCAUCGCAUGUCUUUUCCCAACAGUCGCGCCCUGGGCAGUACAGUGGCACUCCCGAAAUCUAA